Molecule: messenger RNA, 537 nt
Organism: Salvia splendens (bonfire salvia)
Lineage: Eukaryota; Viridiplantae; Streptophyta; Magnoliopsida; Lamiales; Lamiaceae
Exons: 1
Coding region: 1-537 (178 amino acids)
Molecular function (GO): RNA-DNA hybrid ribonuclease activity; nucleic acid binding
Source: RefSeq, a predicted model, not a curated record
AUGCGGUCGCUCAUGGUCUUAUGGCAUCCCCCUGAUGCACCUUGGGUGAAGCUGAACACUGACGGUGCCUUCUCUACAUUGACACUGGAGGCGGGGGAAGGAGGAUUGGUUCGUGGAUCUGAUGGAGGUCUUCUACGGGCCUUCUGUGCUCCGGUUGCUACAUCAUCGAGCUUUGAAGCAGAGCUUUUGGCUCUGAUUCGGGGUUUAGGGAUGGCUGUGGAGUUUUCUACUCACAUUUGGAUAGAGCUGGACUCAGCGGCUCUGGUUAGUUUAUUGUCAGCUGGACAUCUUGGCUCCGCAGAUUUUAGACAUCAUAUGGCUUUGAUCCGGAGCAUGACAUCUCAACGGCACGUUCGCUUCUCACACAUCUACAGGGAAGGGAACCUGACUGCCGACUUUCUGGCAGGUAGGGGGGUCCAGACCCCUGCCCUUACAUACUUUGAUCCAAUCUCUGCGCCUCGGUACCUAAAGGCGCUAGUUAGGAUGGACCUGCUGGGAUAUCCUAACUCCCGCUUCCGACAUAGAGACGUGGAUUGA